CUUAGCAAUUUUAUGGUUUUUUUUUCCAGUUAAAUUGCUUUUGUGUGGAAUGCUGUUAACUGCCUUAUUUAGGGCAUUCUUUUGUGUGCUGACUUUGGUGCCACGAACGACAUUGCCUAUUCAUUUUGAUUGAACAUUUUGGUUUGGGAGUUUUCACGUUUGAACGCGGGUCACAAGUGCUUUGAAGCCAAGGUCGAUUUAGUGGUUAAAUGGCACUCGGUGUAAAUACGAGUACACUUUUAUGGAGAGAAGUAGUUUCGAAGAUUCAAAUAACACAUUAUAAUGGGAAUGUAGGUAUAUAGCCUUUUUAAUCCAGGUUGGAUCCGGGAAGAUUACGGACAUAGCACCAUCCUUAACCAGCUAAACAUAGGCAAAUAAGAAUAUAUCCUUAGAUUCUUUCGGUGUUCUUAGUCACUUUCGGGUGAGGGUUCCCUCUAAACUUAAAUGGGGAAAAGGUUUAGUAGGGGAAGAGGAUAAUACUUCUAUCUAAGGGGUCCAAAAUGAACUGCGGAGUAGAGGCGGAUUUCUAUUCGCCUACCAAACUCAGCCAGCAUCUUUCAAGAGUCCUAGGUGUUGAACAACUACGGGAGGAUAGAGAAAGCGAUCAUAAACACAGACAGUCAGGCGACAGGGUUAAUUCCAAUGUAGUCAACAACUGCAGGAUGACUUUAAACUCACUGGCAGGUCAACUCCACUUGUCCGGGUUCCCGGUCACGGGAACAUUUUCGGCAACGAAAAGACAGACGAGUUUACAAAGCUAAGAGCUUAUUUAGACGAAUCCGCGGCGGAAUAAAUACCAUGCCCGCUGGAAACGAUCAAAAGAGAGCUUUAUAUUCAUUUUGAACAAAUAACUCAGAGCAGAUGGAACUCAAUAACAGGCGGCAAGAUAACAAAGCAGUCAAGUCCCAAAUAUGACAAGAAUAGAACUAAGAAACUACUAUUUAGGUACAGAAAUAGUACAGACUUACAGCUACUAUAACGGGGCACUGGCCUGUUGAAGAGCAUGCGCUAAAAAUGGGCCUGCCUUAUAAGAAUAUGUAGUUGCUGCAGCAAGGUAGAACGGAAUACCGAAACGGGUUUCCGCUUUCUUUGUGAAUGUCCAGUUCUAUCACAAGCCCGACACAAAAUACUUGGAGCCCAUCAGGCACCAAACCCUGAACGGUUGUCCACAAAAAACAUAACGGAUAUGAAUAGUUUCGUUGAGAACACUAAAUGAUUUAAACGCAACGAUGAAACGGAAUAACAAGAUUAUAAGGUCCUACGACAGGCUAUGGUGGCAGCACUCCUACCUAUAAUAAGCUCAUUCGUGUUUCAAUACUAUUUCAUAUUAAUCGCCGAAUUAUGGCAGAAUGAAGAUUUAUAAAAUAAAAUAUCGAAAUAGGAAGAUAUUUUCGAUGAUUAUUUAAUUUUCCGUGUAGACACCUCACCUGAGGAUAAUUGCUUAAGUUGAGAAUAAGGUAAAGAUUCAAUAACCUACGGUCGAAAAAACUAAUAAAAAUUUACCAAAAUGGCGGCGUUUUAAAAAAAAAAUUAUUUAAACUUAAAACUUUGGUCGUUUUUGACCCAUCAAAUAUUUGAUUCAACUGGUAGGUAAUUUUUUGGAGAACUGCAUAUUAUAUAUUCAGAACAUGCUGCAAAAAAUGCUGUUUCGAGAAAAACGCGUUAAAAAUAAGCUAAUAAAGCUGGCUACACUUUAGAAGCCUGUAAAUAAAAAAAUGUAAAUUGUAGACUUUUGUAUGUUAUUUUUAAAGGUAUAACCUAUCGAAAUAAGAAAAAAUCGCUUGUUUUUAUUUCAUACAGAGGUGUGCCUCUUAAUACCGCUACAUGGCAUCCACCGCUGAUGCUUAAAGACAUUUUCCUGCCAUAUUUUAAAGAAGAUAUCGAAAAUCCAAGUUGUUUUUCAACAUAUGGAAGCAUAUUACUAUUUUUGUACUACUUACUCGAAAAGUUUACUCCCAUCAACCACUUAAGACUUUAAGUUUAUGAAUGAGAUAUUAAUAUUUAUAAUCUUCUUUAUAUAAUUUCCUCACAAUGUUGUACACUUCAUUCAUGCGGUACACAAAAAUAUGAAUCAUUCGCUAAUUUUUAUCCUUAUUUGCAAUUUUCUAGAAUAUUUAUGUAUUAUUCUACAUAUUUGUAUACAUACCGAAAAUGCAUAACACAAUUCGAAUUCCUAUAUUGUAAAUAUCCAUUUGGAACUGAGCGCAUUUUCAACCAAUCGAAGAAUUUCAAAAUGAAAAAUAAUGCCGAAUUAAGCGCAGCGUACUGUUACGCAGUAGAACACACAGCUCUCGAGCACGAGCUACUUUUCUCUUUCCUAGUCGGCACCUCGCUGACAAAUUACGGAUUGACGCAACAAAAGUUGUUGCAUAUGAAAGUGUACUUAACUUAAAUAACCUUGCUUUCAGUGGGUCUGGCAGCACUGUACACAUUCAAUGACAAUGAGAGUGUUAUAUUUGACAGUUCUACAUUUCAAUUUCAAAGUAUUUGUUUGUUUGGUCCUGUGGAUAUCUGUUGAUAUAUUACUUUAUAAAUAUUUACAGAAGUAACAAGUUGAAAUGAUUAGAACAUCUCUCACGGAUAGUGAUGCAAGGCCAACUGAUAGAAGCAUGGAGUUAUCUGCAUCCGAAAUAAAUACUUCCCGCCUUCAGUGUUCUCAAACCUCAGUCUCAAGUGAAAGUGAUCUGUCAUUCUCAUUAUCAAUUGAGCGUGAUUUAGAUGCACUUAUAAUUGAUGAUGAGCUUCCAGCAUUUGAAAUCCGGCUUAUAUCACCGCUUGGCCGUACACCUUCGCCUAUAGACACCAAUGCAGAAGAUUUACAAACACCAACUCGACUCCCGCAGCUGGAUGAUGAUUCUACCCCUAGUGCUUGCCAUAACGCGGAUUUUGUUGCUCUUCAAGAUAUCAACGCACUUAUAAGUCCACCAUCUGAUAAUGAAGACAGAAGGGAAAGUCUCAGCCGUUGUAAUAGCCUCGAGACAAUAUUUGAAGGUGUAUUCCUAAACACCCCUCCUAAGAACGCAAGCAAUAUACGUAGGACUAAUUCAAUGCGGAGUAAUCUUAUCGAAAGGAAGUUUAUUGGUAGAAUGAACAGUGGCAAAGAAAAUCAAAUACCAAAUGGCAUUGAUUCAAUUAGUCCAUCCAGAAACAGCUACCAGUCCAAAGAACAGGUUCCCGAUGCGAAUUUAAAGUAAUGUACGGAUUAUUUAAAUGGUUUAAAAAAAUGCUUCCUAAAAUAAAGAGUUUAAGAUAUACCGCUAUUUAAAAUAAUUGUAACUCCAAUAUUAUUGUAAAGAUAAAUAAAUGCAAUAAAUUAAUUUAAA
Bactrocera oleae (olive fruit fly) is the source of this 3323-nucleotide messenger RNA. Lineage: Eukaryota; Metazoa; Arthropoda; Insecta; Diptera; Tephritidae. The record is from RefSeq and is a predicted model, not a curated record.